Molecule: messenger RNA, 966 nt
Organism: Corticium candelabrum
Lineage: Eukaryota; Metazoa; Porifera; Homoscleromorpha; Homosclerophorida; Plakinidae
Exons: 2
Coding region: 1-966 (321 amino acids)
Source: RefSeq, a predicted model, not a curated record
AUGGAUCGAAGAGAGUCUGAAAUAUCUGCUGCAAAGAGAAUUCUCCACGACGCUAUGCGCCAUCUAGAGAGAGCGGAAGGUGAUACUCGGCAAGAGUUUAGCCCAUCUGGAGAGGUUACGAAUCAACACAAUCAGCGAGAAGGCUCACGCCCUGUUGAAGGCAACCAGAGGGUCAGCCAUCAGUCCAGUUCUAGUGGAAUUACGUCAAUAGCAGUAGAACAGCGGCGUCUUUUUGGACAUGGCAGCAGACCAAGAGGCUGUGAGUCCAGAACUCCGAGAGGUGUGAAGAGGAAAGCGCCAGCAAACAGUGAUCGGAGAAAGCCUUAUCAACUGGGACAUCGCAAAGUAUGGACAUUUAGUGUUAUGUGCUUAGCUGACAACCAGUGUGACACACCUCCUUCUCGUGAUCGGAAAUUGGAGCUGCUUGCAGCUGGCUUGGGAGAAAAGAAAGUCACUCUUGGACAGUCAGAUGACUACCUCGAGGUGCACAACACACUUCUUGAACAUUUUCCCGCGCUGGAGAGUACUGGGUACGAGGUAAUGAGGUUGACUGCUCGCCGCCAACUGGAAGUUAUUCCAUCUUUGGAUAUGACAGCUAUACAUUUGAAGACAGUGUUUGAUCAAGCCAAGAUGUAUCUCAGACCGAUUGCUAAUAGCAUUGACUUGGAGACCGUAGACAUGCACGAUAGCACGAGCACAGACAAAGUACAGCCAAUGGUUCCCUGCCUUCAUUGUGGUAUAGACGUGGAAAUGCCAUCACUGAGAGAGCAUAUGAAGAUCCAUUCAAGUUGUGUCACAAAACCUCAGAGCCCCAGAAGGCGUUCACAAGAAGGACGAAAAGGACGAGAAGGACAAAAACGCAAGAAACAGGCCAGACUACAGUUAGAAACACGAUCUGAAACUGUACUGCCUGCGUCUGCAGUGGUAUGCACUGGCAUCCUUUUCUAUGUCUGUAAGCUUACCUAA